This is a messenger RNA of Peromyscus californicus insignis, 2994 nucleotides long. Its product is annotated as E3 ubiquitin/ISG15 ligase TRIM25-like. The transcript is spliced from 6 exons. Bases 763 to 2571 code for a protein of 602 amino acids. The record is from RefSeq and is a predicted model, not a curated record. Gene Ontology annotation, molecular function: protein binding; zinc ion binding. NCBI's taxonomy places the organism in Eukaryota, Metazoa, Chordata, Mammalia, Rodentia, Cricetidae.
UAUUACAUCAGCUGCAAGUGAUCCUAGCUGCCGGUAGCUACUCUGCCACAAGAGACGGAGUCUCCGGACCUGAGAAUCCAUCCAUGGGGAAGCAAAAUGCAUCAGCACUGCACAGCGCUGCAGCCUGCCCCGUGGCGCACCUGUGCCCUGAUGACAUCACAGGCAGGAUGCAGGGGCUGGCUGCAUCUGAAUUGUGACAUCAGCAAAACCUGGGCCAUCCUCAAAGAAAGGGCAUCUGGAUAGGAAAACCAUGAAACAGCAGCCACAGGGAAAAGUAAGAAGGUGGCAAUCAUCAGUCCCCAGGUAGGACACGAGGUGACAGAUGGGGGACACUCUCAGCAGCUGGUGAGUGAGGUUCAGGCCAGGUCUUGGUACCUGAGUAUCUGUGGGUCUUUCCUUCUUGGCAUAGGACAGCAACUAUCGGACUCUCGCUGACAUGCCGAAGGUCUCACGUGAGUUCAAGUUUCUGACCUCCCCUCCUGAGUACCAAGGAAAUGGCCCCUUCCCCAUGUCACCCUGUCCUUCCUUCUGCCCUUUCUCUGCCUUAUCCCUAACUGAGGCUGAGACCAGGAGAUAGGAUUCUCAUGUCCAACCCCAUGGAAACUGGCUGAUGAUACAGCCCUGGUACCCCAUGGUCAGGCAGCCGCUUCUGAGAGAAAAAUGCUGUGAAAAGGAGCAGGCCCAUGGCGUAAAGACCAUGUCCCUGGUGUGCAAGACCAUGUCCCUGGUGCAAAGGGACAUGCCCUGCUCCCCGCCCCUGCUAUGCCUGGAUUUUUCUCUGUCUUCUCAGGAUCAGGGCAGGACCAAGUCCCCUUGCAGCUCCCUUCCCAGUCCUCCAGAGCUUCCCAAAUGCAGUUCCUGAUGAGCAACAGCAGUCAAUGCAUGUUGGAAGAACAAGUCCUCUGUCCCAUUUGCCUGGAGGUGUUCCGAAACCCCGUCACCACCGCCUGUGGCCAUAACUUCUGCAUGACUUGCCUCCAGAGUUUCUGGGACCACCAGGCUGCCAUCGGGGAGACAUACUAUUGUCCCCAGUGCAGAGAGACCUUUCCCACUAGGCCCCGCCUCUGCAAGAAUGUCAUCCUUGGGGAGAUGGUGGCUUGCUUCACCCAGGCCAAGGGCCAGACCUCAGGGCCCUUGUGGAACCUGGCUGGCCCCACAGACGUGCCCUGUGACUUCUGCUCCCCACAAAAGCUGAGGUCAGUCAAGUCAUGCUUGCAAUGCAUGGCUUCCUUAUGCGAGAAACACCUGCGCAGCCACUUUGAGGACCAGUUGUUCCAGGACCACCAGCUGCUGGAGCCCGUGUGGGACCUCAAGAACCGCUUGUGCCGUAAACACCGCAAGCUGCCGCAGCUAUACUGCCGCACAGAGGGCAGCUGCGUGUGUGGAACCUGCCUGCUGGAGGAGCACAAGAACCAUGACACCACCCCGCUGGAGGAUGAACGGGCCCGCAAGGAGGUGGAAGUUCGGAAGAUUCAGGCCAAUGUGGAAAACCAGAUGCUCAUCAUCGCCUCUGACAGCCAGAAGCACCAGGGACGAGUAAGCUUUCUCUCGAAACUGAUUCAGACAGUGCGAGAUGAGGUGAACAACUGCUUCUCAGAGAUCCUUCAUGAGAUUAAACAGCUGCAGAUAAAGGUCUUGGAUUUUGUGGAGAAAGAGGAAGCGACUGCCCUGAGAAAGCUGGGCAACUCUAUCCAGCAAAGCCACAGCCGGCUCCUCAAGUUGGAGGGGGACAGCGUCUGGCUCCAGAGCCUGCUCACCAACAGGAGCGAUGAGCAGUUCCUACAGGACUUCCCCAGACUCAAGCACAUCCCGGCCUGCAUGGAACCCUUGAUGGGCGCCAACUGUGAGGAGACACAGAGCUUCCUUCAGCUGCCAGAGACCCUGGCCCAGCUCCGCAUCCGGCUGAUGGACAUAGGUCGUAGCUUCAUCAACCAGCUGCUCUUGAAGGGCAUCAAGAUAAACUGCUAUGAGGUGCUGCCCGGAGCUGUGGACAGGAAAACACUACUCCAGCGUUACUGCAACCUGAACUUCGACCCCGCCACGGCCAACGAGGAGCUGUUCUUGUUCAAGGAAACGCACUCAGUGUUGAACUUGGGCAUCCUGCUGGAGCCCUCGAGCACCAACACCCCUUUAGUGGGCUUCAAGCAGUGGCCCCAGGUGCUGUGCUGCCCGGGCCUGUCCGAGGGCUGUCACUACUGGGAGGCCGAGGUGUCCAACUCGUGGAUGUGCCUGGGUGUCACCUACCGCCACAGCCCUCCGCUGCUGGGCAGUCGCUCACGUCGCAACGUCGUCUACCUGCUGGGCCGCAACCCCUACUCGUGGUGUCUGGAGUGGGACUCGCUCAGGUUCUCCGUGUGGCACAACAACACGCAGACGGUGCUGCAUGGCUGCUACCACCACACGCUCGGCGUGGAGCUGGACUUCGGCGCCGGCUGCCUGUCCUUCUACGGCCUGGCCGGCGGCGUGAGCCUGCUCUACCGCUUCCUCACCUCCUUCCUGGAGCCCCUGUACCCCGCGGUCAUGGUCAGCAGCGGGGCCUCGCUCACACUCAAGCAGUACCCCGAGGCAUAGGCAGCGCCCGCCCGCCGGCCCAGGCUGGCUGCCAAUAAAGUUAGACUCUACUACGUACUGGCUGAGCAGGAGUGCUGAGAGGGUGGUGGGCCCUGGUGUGCUCCCCUGCGCCCAGGAUAGAAGUGGGUGCCCACCUGCUUCCCAGCCAAGUCUGGACGCCAUCUGUCGCCUGCCUGGAAAGUUGACCUGAACCAGACUGGAGGUGCCCUAGGGAUGGGGAUAGCCUAUGUCCUUCAGAAACCAAAAUCCUGCUUUACGCACUACCCGCUCCCUACUCCGUCGGCAACCCUUGGCCUUGCUUCUCAGGCUCAUACUUGUCGCUCCCCACUGUCUUCAAAGGCUGUGAAGCCUCAGACUAGGCAAGACUUAAGCCAAGCGGCUUCUCUCUCCAGGUGGCCCAUCUGUGAAGUGAGUGACCCUGGA